Plasmodium vivax (malaria parasite P. vivax) is the source of this 1134-nucleotide messenger RNA. Its product is annotated as merozoite surface protein 7 (MSP7), putative. The record is from RefSeq and is a predicted model, not a curated record. Bases 1 to 1134 code for a protein of 377 amino acids. The transcript has a single exon. NCBI's taxonomy places the organism in Eukaryota, Apicomplexa, Aconoidasida, Haemosporida, Plasmodiidae.
AUGAAGGGCCGAAUCGUGCUGGUCUCGUGCCUCCUCCUGCUCUGCGCAGGGCCAGUCCUGGGAGAUGAUGACAAAAAGGAUAAGGAAAACGAACACAAGGAGGACGCAGAUAAGAAGAACAACGAUGAGUUGAAAACGCUCAAAGGGAAGCUUCAAAAGAUAAGGGUUCAAAUUAAGGAUGAUAAAUUACCCCAGAAAAUCAGCGAAGAGCAAAUUUCGGUAUUAAAGAAAAAGCUGGAGGACUUUAAAAACUUAAAAAGUGAGCAUGAGGCGAAAUUGGCGUCCGAGAAGGGGGAUACCUCUGCAGGAGGUGAGGGCGAAUUGGGCCUUAGCGAUAAGGAGUUCGUUGGGCAGAACGUCAAGGCGAAUGGGGACGCAGCAGGGGUGAGUGGUGAACAGGGAGCAAGUGGAGGCAGUGGCCAGGGUGAAGCGGGUCCUUCAUCACCCGCAGAUGAGCAAGAUGAUGACAAUGAGGCAGUUCAAUGGGGGCCCGCCACUGAAGAGGUUGUUGCAGAAGCGAUGAGUGAUGAAGGUCCACAAGAGCAAGGAGCGGAGGGAGGUCCAUCCAAUCCAACAGAUGAUCAAGCUGAAGAAGCUACUCCAGGGCCGAGUAAACCAGCUUCGGGCGCAUCGGGUAGUCAGGGAGCUUCGGAUAGUUCGAACGAUUCCGCAGAGCCCACAAGCGCAGCCGCAGCAGCUGCACCAGCCGGGCCAACCGCUGCAGCCGCUUCACCGCAAGUCAAGCACGUGGACACCCUGUGCGACGAGCUACUCGCAGGAGAGAAUAAAAAAAAUGUGCUGGACGAAGGAGAGGACCACAGCCAGUAUAACAUUUUUAGAAAGCAAUACGACAAGAUGGUCUUAAAUAAAACCGAAUAUAAUAUCAGCCUGAAGUUGCUAGACACUAUGUUGACGAAUGGUCAGGUGGAAAGGGAAAAGAAAAAUACGCUAAUAAAGACGUUUAAGAAAGCUCUGUAUGAUAAGCAGUACAGUGAGAAGCUUAGAAACCUCAUCUCCGGAGUUUAUGCAUUCGCUAAGAGAAACAACUUUAUUGAUGGGGACAAGGUGAAGGAGGGAGACUACAGCAAGUUGUUCGAAUAUAUAGGCUGCAUGAUGAACACCCUUGAGCUUUAG